CAAACGAUUGGCCGAGGGCGUCUGGGCGGGCCCGCGGAGAUAGGCUGACUCGGCCUGGCGGCCAGCGCGAUAGGUUUUUGGGAAGGCGGAAGGUUUGAAUGGUCAAGGCCAGUAGCUGCUGGUAAUCUUGGGUAACGUCUGUCCUUCACGGAGAGAGAAACGAAGCCCGACGCCCGCCUACCCUGUCGAGAAGCAGAAGUGUAGUCUGAAGUCGGAGACCAUGUCUGCAGAGCUCUGUUCAUCCACAAGAAAGGAGGGAAAACCUGGCUCAGGACCCAGUUUUAGGUCUACUCAGAGGAAGAUAUUAAACCAGCUCCUGGAGAGAGAAACUUCCUUCACAAUGUGUCCAGAUCUCCCUAGAACUCCAGUGGACAAACUCUUUUGUGAUUCUGCAAACCUAAGCAUUUCGUCUGGGAUGUUACAGCCUAAUGGAAAUCUUGAUGUACUAUAUCUCAACAGAGGAACCCCCAAACGUUGCCUUGAUCUUUCGAAUCUUAGCAGUGGAGAGAUGUCUGCCACUCCGCUUACCACUUCUACAGACUUUGAUGAGACUGGUAGGGAGAAACGAGGUCACUUGGAUUCUUCAGGACCUCAGGAAAUACAGUUAGUUGGGAUGAACCAUUACCAGCACCUUAGAAAAUGCAGCUCAGCACAUCUGCUUUGUAGCACUCCAAAUGCUUUGGACCACGGCAACAGGAAGGAAGAUGCAACAUGUAACUCAUCCACAAAUAAAGAGAAUGAAAAUAACACUUUGAAGCCCUCGGAGUGGUGGGCAUCCAGGAACCUGAGGUUUGAAAAGAAACCAGGGAGGCCUUACAUGUCUCCUCUUUCUCUGCUGGACAAUGGAAACUUGGUGGAAAAUGAAAUGCAAUACUUGGGCAGCCCUGUAACUACAGUUCCAAAAUUGGAUAAAAAUCUGGAAUUAGGAGAAGACCAGGCAGAGGAGAUUUCAGAUGAACUGAUGGAGUUUUCUCUGGAAGAUCAAAAAGAGGCCAAGGCAUCUCUGAACAAAGGCAGCCUGUAUCGCUCCCCUUCGUUGCCAGAGAGUUUGAACAGGCCAAGACUGACGCAAGUGGUACAAUUCAAGGACAACCCAGUACCGGAUAAAGUGAAAAAGAAGUAUCGUUCAAGCCACAAAGAGCUCAGGAAAGGCUUAUAUCUAAGGAAAACCAUCUCUCUCAGUGAUAUUAAUAUCACUCAGAUGCUGGAGGAAGAUGCUAACCAGGGGCGUCUGAUUGGUGAUUUCUCCAAGGUGUGUGUGCUGCCAACCACAUCAGGGAGACACCAAGAUCUGAAGUACGUCAACCCAGAAACAGUGGCUGCCUUACUGGCAGGAAAGUUCCAGGAUCUGAUUGAGAAGUUUUACAUCAUCGAUUGCCGCUAUCCAUAUGAGUACCUGGGAGGACACAUUCAGGGAGCCUUGAACUUGUACAGCCAGGAAGAACUGUAUAACUUCUUUCUGAAGAAGCCCAUUGCCCCUUUGGACAUUCAGAAAAGAAUAAUCAUCAUGUUCUACUGUGAAUUCUCCUCCGAGAGGGGUCCCCGAAUGUGCCGCUCCCUGAGAGAAGAGGACAGGUCUCUGAACCAGUAUCCUGCCCUGUACUACCCAGAACUGUAUGUCCUUAAAGGGGGCUACAGAGACUUCUUUCCGGAAUAUUUGGAGUUGUGCGAACCCCAGAGCUACUGCCCUAUGCAUCACCAGGACCAUAAGGCGGAACUGCUGAGGUGUCGAAGCCAGAGCAAAGCUUGGGAAGGGGAGCGGCAGCUGCAGGAGCAGAUUGCCUUACUGGGGAAGGAUGUGAGCCCAUGGUGAUGUAUCAGCCACCAGGCUGCCUGGGAGGCGCCAGGAGACACCAGAAAGCCCGGGCAGAAAGAGACUGUCUUCUCUGCGGCUACGCCCAAGGUUGUCACAAGAUGUCAGCAACCAGCAGGCAGCCAAACUAAUGAAAUGCCUAAGGAUUAGUUGGGUUUCAGAAGAACUGCUGCCUGGGAGCUAAGUCCUGGAGUUGGCUCUCCAAGGCUGAAGCUUCAGGAAGUGGUUGCAUUCUCUUGCCAAUUACUUGUGUCAUCUCACAAGCCAGCCAGCAAUUUUUCUACCUGGGCUCUGGCUAUGCAAGCGUUGUCCACCUUCUUUCUCUGUAUUUUUCUUGUUUUCCCCUGUCUCUUUUUCUCAAAUGGGAAAAUAAACAUUGCAGAAUUAGAGAUGUGAUUGUGAGCCCAGUCUCCUCCUAGAAAAUCUGUGCAAGGAAGUGAUCACCAGAUUAGAGUCCUUCAGACAAAAGAUGUAACCAUCUCCAUUCAUAGCUGAGGCCAAGCUUCUCUAUAGACUAGUGGUUCUCAAAGUGUGGACCAUUAGUGUCAUCUAAACUUAUUUGAAAUGCAAAUUUUCAGGUCCUAACGCAGACCUCCUAAAUCAGAACAUCUGAGGUUAGGGCCCAGAAUUCUGGGUUUUAGAAUCUCCCUUUCAGGUGAUCAUGAUGCAUGCCAAGACUUGAAAACCACUGCUCUGGAAUUAAGGCAAACCUUUUAAACUGCAUUCUUCAGCAAUAUUCCAGGCUUUCCUUUCCUAGACCAUUCCAAAAUAAACAUUGCCCAAGAGUGUGACCCAAACUCAGUACUCCGGUAUCUAUGCUCAGAAAACCAAGAUGAUUGGCAUUCUAAAGCAGGCUCAAAAGGUUCCUUGUCUACAGCCUCAAUGGAGUUUUGACUUUGCAUUUCCCAAACUCUUUUCUUUUUCGCUUCACAUCUUAGAGAGACAAGUUUGGAAUUUAGGUUAGUUGGAAGUCAAGAUUUGUGCUAUAUGAAAAUAGGAAUAAAAGAAUAUAAAAAUACCAAGCAAGAUCAGUUAGACUUAAGGAAGACCUUUGAAACUGUAUUCUUCAGCAAUAUCCCCAGCUUUCCUUUCUUAGAGCUCUUUAAGGCAAGUAGGCUUCCAAAG
Molecule: messenger RNA, 2938 nt
Organism: Manis pentadactyla (Chinese pangolin)
Lineage: Eukaryota; Metazoa; Chordata; Mammalia; Pholidota; Manidae
Gene: CDC25C
Product: cell division cycle 25C
Exons: 15
Coding region: 221-1813 (530 amino acids)
Biological process (GO): G2/M transition of mitotic cell cycle; protein dephosphorylation; positive regulation of G2/M transition of mitotic cell cycle
Cellular component (GO): cytoplasm; nucleus
Molecular function (GO): protein tyrosine phosphatase activity
Source: RefSeq, a predicted model, not a curated record